AAAAGGAGAGAGGGGAAGAAUUGUGUACAGAGGGCGCUCGUCUCCGUUAGCUGUUUUCGGGGCCUUGUUGAUAUGUCAACACGUAAUUCCAAUCGCCCAGUAAAAGAGUUAAAAAGUUGCUUAAUAUCACGGAAUUAGUGGGCAUUGAUUCAUCAUUAAUUGUUUGCAUGGUGAAACUGUACGGGAUUCGUGUAAAAACCGUUGGUGACUCACAAGAUUCGUAGUGUUUUCGAGUGGGAAAGUUUCAGUUUGCCGUGCGAGACACCCGCCAUCACUGUGUACAGAAAAGUGUAUAUACGCCGUGUGUGUGUGUCGUGUUGUGUCGUCUGGCUCGUGAAAAAAAAACGCCAUGGCAGCACACAAAAACAAUUUAAAAGCUGGGUCCUAGUGAAAUUUAUCAAAUAUAUUCAAUCUCUUGACUGUGUAGAACAAGAAACAAAGCAUAAAGAACAAGUUUAGACUUCCCCUCAUUGGACUGUUUUGAGAAAAGGUGAUCAUCGCUUGUGCAGGAACUCUUAAACGACAAAUACCAAAGAGUGUUUUCAAGUGAAUUAGGCAGUGUUUGUGUGUGAACCAGCAAAAAAGACAAGAAAGAACAGGUUUUUUUCGGAGAGAAGAAAAGCCGCGCAUCACCUCAUUUGACCCCGCCUCCAACAGUAUUGAAAAGGUUAAAAGAGGUCAUCGAGUGACCUCUGCUGAAUGGCGAUGGAAAGUUCCGUUCUGGUCCAGCCUAAGCGACCCGACUGGCACAAGCAUGAACAGAUGCAAAUCCACCACACUAAAAGUAUGCCUUUUCUCAUUUUAAACGAAUAUUUUAAAAAUGAAUCAAGUUGGUCGCCAGGAAUUUUCCCCCCAACGGAAAACGAAUAAUGAAUUGAUUCAUUUGGGGUGAGCUUUUCGUGUGUGUUUGACACGGUCGUCAUGCAAAGUCAGGGAGUAGGAGAGAAGAAAUCACGUGAAAAUUCCGGUCGCUUCUAUUUAUUCCCUAACGGCAGGAUUCUCCUCCUUGUUGUUGUUUUUGUUGUUUUUUGCAGUCGGGGCAUUUUUUCUUCUUCUUCAUUUUGUUUCUCCCCUACCCAAUUCCUACUCUUUGGUUGAGUGGACCGGAAGUCUCGUACCACCACCACUACCACCACAGACAAGACACAGGCGCUGGUACUACUCCCGAAAAUGGAUCGAGAGGCCAGAGUAUGUGGAAUGCCAGACAUUUUCUCUUUCGUCUGGCUUUGCAAGCAACGGGAUGACUACAGCUGGGCGGGUGGGGAAGAUAAAUAAAUGGAAUCAUUAUUCCGUUCCAUUUCUAAAAAAAGAACCUCGAUGUUCAGGAGAGAGAGAAAAAAAAAAGGAAUGCCGUGUCAAAAUUUGUGUGUCUGGUUCAUUAAGUCGUUUCAAUGACGGUCACUGGCUGGCUGACUCAAGUGCGUCACGUCGUGACGUCAUUUCCGGUUCAGACGGGGCUAGACUGCGUCAUCAAUCGGAGGUGUUGCGACGGCGGUACUCCCCCCGCCAAUUUCACCAUCGACACAUGCCCAACGAAUUGUUUAUCUUUUGGAACAGGUUCAUCUUUUUUCUUCUUAGAGGCCAACGACGAAUCGACGAAAAUUGUGUGAUUCAUCAUUGAUCUUUUACACGCCAAAUACCGAAACGGCCUCGUUGCUGCUCGGCGCGCAUGCGUUUUUCGUUUCCGUCUCAGCCCUGGGAUGCCUGGCCACAACUAGAGUGUGUGUGUGUUGUCCAUCCCUGGGUGUUGUUUCCCGGCGGGUCGUUGAUCGACAGACGGGCUCGUAUAUAUGGCCUCUUCUCUCUCUCUCUCUCUUUGCCGUCUAGCCAUUUUCUCCUCUUUCUCUUGCCCUUCUUCUUCUUUUCUUCGUGCUGGCCGCCGCCGCCGUCACGCUGCUUCCCCUCCUUGUUCACGUCUCUUGCACCAACUUUUCAUCAGACUCUCUCUUUCACUGUCUCUUUUCUCCCUCCUGGCGCUCACGGCGGCUAAGAGUACUCGGCCGUCGGAUGGGGAAAUCGGGGCGGAGUCAGACGCCAAGUGAACUGAAAAUAGGGACCGUUUUCGUGCCAUCUGGCGGCGGAACAAGUUGUUCCCUGAACGACGCCGAUACACACGCACACAUAUAUGAGAGUUUGGGGGGGGGCGGUCGGUUGGAGAUUCCGAACAAAUUCCGACGGGGACCGAUCAUUCCGUUAUUUGACAAAAUUGUAUUUAUUUAUAAAUAUAUCUACACACACUCUCGACACGACAAACAAGAGAUAAACAUGGGCUCGUUACCAUGCGGAGGAGAACAAGAAGCGACGGUCGAAAAUAGUUUUCACGAAAAAUACCUAAACAUAAAUUUUUGCCUCAUAACUUUUGUGUGUGUGGCGCAUUUUUCAUCAUUUCUUUCUUCUUCUUCUUUCGUUUCUUUCUUUCGCUCCCGGUUGGUGACUGUCCUUUCCGAAACGGAACCAGCCGGCGAGUGUAUAGUCGUCUCGUCUUCAUCUUCGUCGUCGUCAUCCGGUCGUCCGAGUGGCAACAGCGGCGUCGUUAGCAGCGGCGGCGGCAACAACAGCAGCAGUGCUAACAACAGCACAGCCGUCUAUGGCCGGCUGGUGCCCGAAGAACAGCUGGCAGCCCUUGGACGAGGAUUGUCCGUCAUCAAUCCUAAUGCCGCAAUCAAUUCCUCCUCCUUAGGGAGUUCCUCACUCUCUUUCGGUGGUGGAGCUGGAUCUGCCUCGACGUCAGCCGCCGGCUCUUCCUCCGACUUGCAGACGAUGCAGUCGCGAAUACCUCGUCAGUUUAGAGACCCUGCCUCGGCUCCUCUGCGAAAACUUUCCGUAGACCUCAUCAAAACCUACAAACACAUCAACGAAGUUUAUUAUGCCAAGAAAAAGAGAAGGGCGCAACAGCAAGCCCCAGGCGAAGAUUCCGGUCAGCAGCACAACAAGAAGGAGCGCAAGGUGUACAACGAUGGCUAUGACGACGACAACCACGACUAUAUCGUCCGGCAUGGCGAACGCUUUCUCGAUCGUUACGAAAUCGACUCACUCAUUGGCAAGGGCUCGUUCGGUCAAGUGGUCAAGGCCUACGAUCACGAGGAGCAAUGUCAUGUGGCCGUCAAAAUCAUCAAAAACAAGAAACCUUUUCUCAAUCAGGCCCAGAUCGAGGUCAAAUUGCUCGAGAUGAUGAACAAGGCCGACGCUGAGAACAAAUAUUAUAUCGUGCGGUUAAAGCGCCACUUUAUGUGGCGCAACCACCUGUGCUUGGUGUUUGAGCUGCUGUCGUACAAUCUGUACGAUCUGCUGCGCAACACCAACUUUCGCGGCGUCUCGCUCAAUCUGACUCGCAAGUUUGCCCAGCAGUUGUGCACCGCCCUGCUUUUCCUCUCCACGCCUGAACUGAGUAUUAUACACUGCGACCUCAAGCCAGAGAACAUCCUCUUGUGUAAUCCCAAGAGGUCGGCAAUCAAAAUUGUCGAUUUUGGCAGCUCCUGCCAGCUCGGCCAACGGAUAUACCAGUACAUCCAGUCACGGUUUUACCGAUCACCAGAAGUGCUCCUAGGCAUCCCCUACGAUUUGGCAAUUGACAUAUGGUCAUUGGGGUGUAUCCUGGUGGAAAUGCACACGGGAGAGCCGCUAUUUUCAGGCGCCAACGAGGUGGACCAGAUGAACAAGAUUGUCGAGGUGCUGGGCAUGCCACCACGGGCCAUGCUCGACUCGGCUCACAAGACCAAAAAAUACUUUGACAAACUACCCGAUGGCUCCUACGUCCUCAAGAAAUCCAAAGAGGGCAAAAAGUAUAAAGCGCCGGGCCAUCGCCGCCUUCACGACAUCGUCGGUGUGGAAUCAGGUGGUCCUGGGGGUAGAAGAUCGGGUGAAAUCGGACACUUUGUAUCGGAUUACCUCAAGUUCAAGGAUUUGAUAUUGCGGAUGCUGGAUUACGACCCCAAGACGCGUAUCACACCUUAUUAUGCUCUGCAGCACAAUUUCUUCAAGCGGACGGCCGAUGAGGGCACCAACACGCACAACAAUUCGGCCUCUACCAGUCCAGCCAGCAUGGCGGAUCAUUCCAGUCAGGCGGUGAUGGCGGCGGCAGCAGCGGCGGCGGCUGCCGCAGAAAGUAGAGCGCGGUCGGAUCCGAGUCACGGUGGUCCCGUCAAUUAUUCGGCCAUCGUGUCGGGCUCGUCGACAGCCUCGACAGCAGUCCAGUCUUCUGCUAUGGAGUGCGAAAGUCCCAGAGGUCUACCUCCUUACCUGCACCAGCAGCAACAACAGGGAUCACGGCCGCAUCCUCACCACCUGCCCACUUACUCCAACUCUUCGUCGUCCUCAUCAGCGGCGGCGGCCGCCGGAAGGAGAUACGCGUCUCAUCUGGAUGCAAGUGGUGGUGGUGGUGGUGUAGGACUUCAAGUGCUGAAUAGCGGCAAUCCAAGUGUCUUUGCGUCCGGAUCUUCGGCGUUCAUCGGAUCAAGCUCGGCUUUCUCGGUGGGUAGCAACAACGCGGCCACGUACAGCAACCUGGGCGGUGGAAGUGGAGUGAACUAUAUCGGUGGGCCUUCGGCAGCUUUGUCGGCGACGACAUCAUCGCUGGACUGCACGCAGAGCGGCAGCCUCAACUUGCCCCUAUAUCAGACCCCCUACAGUUUAGUUCAUCCGCCCGGACCCAGCGGUCUGUCCACCAACUCGUCUGGUUACUUCAACGCCUCAUCCUCCUCCAAUUCCAUCUACCCCUUCCCUUCCAGUCACGGGAGUAGCAAUAUCAAUAGUAGCAGUAGCGCGUUUAGCAGUAUGAAUGGUCCAACAGCUUCGUCAUCCUCUUCCGCUAAUCAGCUCAUCUACGCCAACGAAAUGCCGUCGGCGACAGGAUCGGCCGUGGGUGGCGGAGCCAUCAAGAAUUCUCGGUCGGGCCCUCCACAGGCGACGUCGGCCAGCGGUAGCAGCGACAGGUCCGACAGUCCCAUGCAAGUGGGCGUUUGCGUCCAGCAAAGUCCCGUAGCAAGCCACUGACAGAUUGUUUUAUUUUAACACAUUUUGAAUUUUGUUUUUCUUCUUCUUUUACGACGCUGUUCUCUUUUGUAGAAACACACACACAGGCAGAGUAGAGAAAGAAAGUGAGCGAGUGAAAGCAAAAGUCGUGUGAAAAUAAUAAUGAAACCACACAACAACCCCCCUUCCCUUCUUAUCCAUCCGGAAUGAAAACCUUGAUGGAUUUUGUUUUGCUCAACCUUAGUACUACUGUAUUUUUCAUGACCGCGAAAUGUUUUUUCUCUCUUUUUUAUAUUAGCGAAAAUAAUUAUGCCACACGACUCCUUACGUCCCCCCCACCACCAAUCGAAUUAUCUGCAAUGUUUUAUUCCCGAAUUUUUUAAAAAGAGAAUCCCGAAUCAAUCACCCGAUUUUUUUUUGUGUUUAAAGCAAAAGAAAAAAAAUGAAUACCAACCUGAAAUGAUUUUCUAGAAAAAUAAUAAUAAUUAGCUGGUUUGACGCGGAAAGAGUUCCUAUCCAUCGUCGUCUCCCCCUCUACAAACUGCCUCAUUUUGAUUAUUAGUAGCAUCAAAAGCCGAUCCUUCUUAAUAUAAUUUCUCCUCCGCAACUACUACAUCAACUUCACUCUCCUCCGAAUCUGUCUUUUUAAAAAUUAGAUCCGCGAAUAAAAAAAGCGACCAAAAUGAACAAAAAAGAGAAACAUGUAAAAAAAAACACCAAAACCCCCAAAUAUAGCUUAAGACAUGAGUUUUUAAAAAAUGGAAAAAAAAAAUAAUGCAAUCGAUGAUUUCCCCGUACUAAAUAAAUGUAUUUGCAUACGCCGAGAAUAAGGAAUCAGACAGGGAACCUGUGCGUGUCUUUAAUUCUUUUUGUUUAUUUGUGUGUGUGUGUUCCUUUUUCCUGGUGGCUCGAGAGAGAGAGAGAGAUGCGUGUGUGUUUUAAUUUAUUCGGCUCUUCUCGUAUGUGUAGACAAAUAUUUUCUUUCGUCUGUUUGUUUUCUUCCCAUCUUUUAUAGACAAGAGAAUUCUUCAUCGACGGUAAAAAUAACGAUACAAUUUGUUGGAUUGUUUGUUGUUUUUUUAAGGAUAAAUAUCCCCCC
Daphnia pulex (common water flea) is the source of this 6070-nucleotide messenger RNA. It is a transcript of the gene mnb, whose product is annotated as dual specificity tyrosine-phosphorylation-regulated kinase 1B-like. NCBI's taxonomy places the organism in Eukaryota, Metazoa, Arthropoda, Branchiopoda, Diplostraca, Daphniidae. Gene Ontology annotation, cellular component: nucleus. The transcript has 7 exons. Gene Ontology annotation, molecular function: ATP binding; protein serine/threonine/tyrosine kinase activity; transcription coactivator activity. Gene Ontology annotation, biological process: peptidyl-threonine phosphorylation; peptidyl-serine phosphorylation; protein autophosphorylation. The record is from RefSeq and is a predicted model, not a curated record. Bases 2008 to 4992 code for a protein of 994 amino acids.